This is a messenger RNA of Clupea harengus (Atlantic herring), 1062 nucleotides long. Its product is annotated as gamma-glutamyl hydrolase-like. Gene Ontology annotation, cellular component: vacuole. Gene Ontology annotation, biological process: tetrahydrofolylpolyglutamate metabolic process. Lineage: Eukaryota; Metazoa; Chordata; Actinopteri; Clupeiformes; Clupeidae. Gene Ontology annotation, molecular function: gamma-glutamyl-peptidase activity. The record is from RefSeq and is a predicted model, not a curated record.
AGGCUACACUUUCACAGGAAAAGACAGUAUUUCUGGACGGCCUCUACUCUGAAUCAUGAGGGUGCUCUCUCUUGCCUACCUGCUUGUCGCACUCUGUGGAAUACACGCAGCUGUUGUUCCACAGAAGGACAGCAAAAGAAAUGAUAGGCCAAUCAUUGGUGUUUUGGCACAAGAGCUUAAAAAUCCUGAGCCAAAGCGCAACUCCUACAUUGCGGCAUCUUACGUCAAAACCUUGGAGGCUGCAGGAGCACGAGUCAUUCCUGUGAUGGUCAAUCGACCUGAGGAGGAAUACCGCCAGUUGUUCAAGUCUAUAAAUGGCAUUCUUCUUCCUGGUGGAGGUGCAAACCUUCUGACAUCGGGGUAUGCUAAAGCAGCUGGCGUCUUCUAUAAACUCGCUUUGGAGGCCAAUUCCCAGGGUGAUUACUUCCCAGUGUGGGGCACUUGUCUGGGAUUUGAGCAGCUGUUGGUCAUUACAAGUGGAGAAAAUCUGCUGUGUCGAACAAACACCAGUGGAGUGUCUCUGCCACUGGAAUUUACACAGGAUGUCACUGAGAGCAGACUCUUUAAGGAUUUCCCACCAGAAUUGAUGACAUCUCUGGCAACUGAAAACAUUACAGUGAACUUCCAUAAAUGGAGCAUCUCUAUGGAGAAUUUCACCAAGAGUGAGGAGCUGAAAAAGUUCUACAAAAUCUUAAGCACCAACACAGAUGGGAACAUAGAGUUCAUUUCAACAAUGGAGGCAUACGAUUAUCCUGUGUACGGAACCCAGUGGCACCCAGAGAAAAAUGCAUUUGAGUGGAGUCAGACGUACUACCCUCACACACCAUCUGCAAUCAAAACCACCUUCUACAUGGCAGACUUCUUUGUCAAUGAGGCAAAGAAAAGCUUACAUUCCUUUGCCAGUGAAGAGGAGGCACAGAAACAUCUGAUCUACAACCACAAUCCAGAAUUUUCUGGUGCCAUUGGUUCUUCUUUUCUACAAAAGUAUUACUUUGACUAAACUAAAGGUCAUGUGUGUGUCAUGGAAACUCGUAAUUAAAACAUUAUUACAGACAAUAUAAA